UCUAUCAAACUCCACAGUCCUGCUACAGUCUUCAGCUGUAUAACGGUCCUCUCUCCUCGUGUUCUCUCCUCACCAGCAGACAGUCAGUCAGCCAUCAUGUACAGUUACAGCCAGAGCACCAUGGGCGGCCCCAUGAUCACCAGGCAGAGCCGCAGCUACACAUCCAGCGCUCCUGCCCACAAGGCUCACAGUGUGUCCGGAUACAACUUCAGAGGCCCCCGCAUCAUGUCCAGCAGCGUGCGCAGCGUCUCCUCUGGGUUUGGAGGCGGCAUGGGGGGCGGCAUGGCGUCCGGCGGCGGGUACGGAGGUGGCAUGGGAGGGUUCGAGCUGUCCAACGCCCUGGACCAGAGCAACGUGCACCUGAACGAGAAGGCCACCAUGCAGAACCUGAACGACCGUCUGGCCAGCUACCUGGACAAGGUGCGCUCUCUGGAGGCGGCCAACUCCAAGCUGGAGAUCCAGAUCAGAGAGUACUAUGAGCAGAAGGGGCCUGCAGCAGAGAAGGACUACAGCAACUACUGGGCCAUUAUCAAUGACCUGAAGGACAAGAUUGCCGCAGCCACCAUCGGCAAUGCUAACAUCCUGCUCCAGAUUGACAACUCCAAACUGGCUGCUGAUGACUUCAAAACCAAAUUCGAGCAUGAGCUGAUGAUGCGCCAGUCAGUCGAGGCCGACAUCGCCAACCUGCGCCGUCUGCUGGACCAGACCACCCUGACCAAGGCCGACCUGGAGAUGCAGAUCGAGGGCCUGCAGGAUGAGCUGGCCUACCUCAAGAAGAACCACGCCGAGGAGCUGGAAGCUUUACGCUCUCAGCUGACUGGCACAGUCAACGUGGAGGUGGAUGCUGCUCCUCAGACAGAUCUCAACAAAGUCCUGGACGACAUCCGCUCCCAGUACGAAUCCAUCACAGACAAACACCGUCGUGACCAGGAGAGCUGGUUUAAUGAGAAGUCGUCUACCUUGUCCAAGGAGGUGGCCGUCAACACAGAGUCCAUCCAGACGUCCAAGACGGAGGUCAAUGACCUUCGGCGCACAAUGCAGGGCCUGGAGAUCGAGCUCCAGUCUCAGCUCAGCAUGAAAGGUGCUCUGGAGAACACGCUGGGGGAGACAGAGGCUCGGUAUAGCGCCAUGCUAGCAGGCUACCAGAACACAAUCAACAUGCUGGAGCAGGAACUGGCCAACGUGCGUGGAAGCAUCGAGACGCAGGGCCAGGACUACAGGAUGCUGCUGGACAUCAAGACCAGGCUGGAGCAGGAGAUCGCCACCUACAGGAGCCUGCUGGAGACAGAGGAGUCCAGACCAAUGGCUACAGGAGGCUCAAAGACCACAGUCACAACCACCACUGUGCGCAGUUCCAGCUAGAAGGUCCAACUGGCAGGACAAGCUGUUCUCAGACACACACAAGCACACACACACACACGUACACACACACUCCAACUAAUAAAAAGCUGUUACACGAGACGAGUGAAACUGUACUGAAAAGAGAGAGAGAAUAAAAAUGAAGCCCGUGUUAAAGUUUGCAAUUUAAUCCAAGCAAUCAUUGUGUAUGUG
Centropristis striata (black sea bass) is the source of this 1551-nucleotide messenger RNA. It is a transcript of the gene krt94, whose product is annotated as keratin 94. NCBI's taxonomy places the organism in Eukaryota, Metazoa, Chordata, Actinopteri, Perciformes, Serranidae. The record is from RefSeq and is a predicted model, not a curated record. Bases 97 to 1362 code for a protein of 421 amino acids. Gene Ontology annotation, molecular function: structural molecule activity. The transcript has 8 exons.